CACGGCUCUCCAUAGCUGCCCAAGCUGCCCUGGGGUAAGCCACAUUUGUUCUCAUUUUACUUUGAAAAGCCACUCGGCGAUAGCAACCUGCUCACGCCCGCGGGCAUCAUAUCAAACGGCCGGAUUCAGCCCCGUAGAAACUUCGGCGAUGAACGGGCCAGACGUUGGCAAUGAAAGGUUCUUGGUGGAGGUAAAGUAUGGAAUUAGGGCUUGGCGUCGACUUGAUCGCCGCCGCGUAAUGUCCCUAUCGAGAUCGUCACCGACUCGAAGUCUGAAAAGUGGAGUCCAGUCCUCGGGGACCAAUGCCAGUUCCCACUUCAUCUGACUCGAACACAGCUCGUAUGCUUGAUGCAACUGAAAGGGAUAAGGACAAACCGUCUCGGCAGUCAGUAGUUCGGACCCCAGGCCCACCUGGGCCGUCCUCCAUACCUAGGUACCCAUACACAGCGCCCUGACUACCCCAUCUUUGUCACUUUCUUUCCGGCGCCCCAGAAUGAGCUGAGAACUCCGGAACUCUGAAAAUCGCAAUGGUCACGGUGGAGAACCUUAAAGGGCGCUGGCUCACGGGAACGACACAUCGCUGCCAGAAUGAGGUCGCAGUCACACAAAACUAUGGUUCAGCGCUGAAAGCAUUUUCGCAUAGAGAUGGGGGGCAUAGAGUCGUUGACGGUCCCUAGCAACAUACAUGACUGAAACUACGGGUAAUUUCACCGCGUACCGGCAUUAUCGCACUAGGACCCAGAAAUGAGGCUCCACCUUCAUGACAGCCCCAGGACCCAGGUCUCGAUGCUGCUGGGGCCUGAGACACCCUUUUCUUUCCCGUUGGGUGACGCCAAAACGCUUAACCGCUUGAUAUACCCCGUUUCCUCUGAUGGCAGAAAUCCAGGCCAGAUGUUGUACCGACAACCAACACAAAACUUUUGUGCUCUCGGUCUGUGACCAGGUACUGACUCAUCUGACUUGCUCUAUCUUUCACAGUUUCUUAUUCCCUGGUUCUUUGAAAGACUAAAUUGUUGCAUUUCGACAUUCUAUCGGCGCCCAAAGCAAGUCUUCGCCGCCGACAGUCCGAUAUGCCUCUAGGCGGGAAGGGUCCGGCGGUGCUCGCGUGUAUAUGGACCGAGGCAGCGAUAACGCUGACCUUCAUCGUUUUGAGAUGGUAUACAAGACACUUCAUCAAGGGCAAGAUUGGGUCUGAUGACUAUCUGCUUUGGAUAACCUGGAUAUUGCAACUUGUAUUUGCCGUCACGUUCUCAGUGUCUUGUGCUUAUGGGUUCGGCCAGCACAAUGCCGACCUAGCGAUCUCUGACAGAGCCGGGGCGACAUUCUGGGAGCUUAUCGGGCAGUCGGCCGUAGCCCUGACCAUGGGCACAAGCAAAGCAGCUGGAGCCUUGUUCUUGUUGAGGAUUCUUACUACUUCUUGGCACAAAAUGCUACUCUGGGCGUGGAUGCUAAGCAACGGCUUUGUUGCCGUCAUGCUGGCUAUUUGCGUCUGGGCGCAGUGUACGCCAACGCACGCAUUAUGGGACCAGAAGACUCCGAUAGAGGCAUGCCCCAUCAGCCUCACCAAUUUGGCCUACGUCACCUGCAGCUGGAGCGCUGCCAUGGACUUCUUUCUGGCCAUCUUCCCGUGGUUUGUGUUGUGGGAACUCAACAUGAAGAAGAAGGAGAAGAUCACCGUCUGUGUGUCGCUUAGCCUGGGUAUCUUUGCCGGCGUCUGCGGCGUCAUCAGGACUACCGGCCUAGGAGUGCUGGGCAACUCUGCCGACUACUUGUUCGCCACGGCCGACUCGGUGAUGUUCACCUCCAGCGAGCUCAUGGUCACCGUCGUCUGCAUCUCCGUCCCAACGCUCCGGCCUAUGUGGCAAAAGGUGUUGCAUAUGCAAUCAUCGGCCUACCAGUACGGCACAGGAGACAACUUUGACGGCAGCCGCUACGGCAGGGGAACCUCCAAGAAGCAGACGCUGGCAUCGGUGGAUGGCGGGCCCGACGCGGAGAGCUUCGGCAUGGCGAAUUUCGGGCCGUCCAACGGGGCCAAGAGCAAGGGGAUGAUGGUUACCACGAAUGUGACCGCCUUCUCGUCUGCCCCGAUGGGCGCCAAGAACACAGACCACAUCUCUGAUAACGACAGUGACAAGGAGAUUCUAGGAGAUGACCAGCAACACCAAGGUUACGGAGAUGGAAUUCGCAGGACGCGUCAAGUCACCGUUACGUACGGAUCAGCCGUCUAGGGGCGGCUCUGGAGACAGAUGAAAGAUACCUACUUUGUACACAUAGUUCUACUUAAUAAGCAAUAAUAAUGACACCGAUGAGA
Molecule: messenger RNA, 2311 nt
Organism: Diaporthe batatas
Lineage: Eukaryota; Fungi; Ascomycota; Sordariomycetes; Diaporthales; Diaporthaceae
Exons: 4
Coding region: 1071-2228 (385 amino acids)
Source: RefSeq, a predicted model, not a curated record